Molecule: messenger RNA, 882 nt
Organism: Drosophila suzukii
Lineage: Eukaryota; Metazoa; Arthropoda; Insecta; Diptera; Drosophilidae
Product: COMM domain-containing protein 4
Source: RefSeq, a predicted model, not a curated record
UCAUAUCGAUUUUGCCCCACCUCUAGAGCAAAAUCAAAACAAGCAAAAAAUAAUUAAUAACUUAGCUUAGAAAAUCCCCAAAAAAUAAGGACAGUGGCAACAUGAAAUUCCGCUUCUGUGGCGAGGGCGAUUGUCCCGACUGGGUCCUAGCUGAGAUCAUAUCCACACUAUCCAACUUGACCAUUGAAAACUUGGAGCAACUCAGUGAUCUGGUGGCCCUGAGAAUUUGUGGUCAGACCUUUGAGGAAUCUAAAAUAAAAUCGCUGACAUCCACACUUACCAAUGAGGGUAAAACCGCGGUGGCCUGCAUCCAUUUUAUGCUGAACAACGCAGCUCGCUAUAGCUGCACCGAAAGCAUUUUUGGAGAGGAGAUUCAGCAAUUGGGAUUGCCCAAGGAUCAUGCUGCAGCCAUGUGCAGAGUCCUACAAAAGCGUUCCGCUGCCAUCCGCCAAACACUAAAAGAUAAGGCAUUCAAAAUUAACGAACUGGAAAGCGUUCGCGAUAUAACCUCGCCUGGACAAACGCCUCCGAAUUAUACCACCUUGGAACUGAAAAUCUCGCAAGAACUGGUCGAUGGCCUGCCAAAGGAUACCACUCACGUUGUCAACAUAGAUCGCGCCCAAGCGAAGGCUCUGCUGGCGGAGCUUAAACUGGCACGCGAUGUAAUGCAGAAAUAUGAAAACAAACCAGAUUCCUAAAAAUAUUAAUGUGCUUGAAACACCUGUGAUUGGUCAGUUUCUGUCUAGACUAUUUGGUAAAUUUUUAACAUUCUGUUUGUUUUAAAUUGUAUUCAGUUAUAUGUGAUCCUCAAAAUGUUUAUAAAAAUAAUUUCCAUUCUAAUUGGAUAAUUUUUUACAAUAAAUAAAUUUAAUCAAAAAUUAA